UAGUUCAUUCUCCUACUUCCGUGUUCUUUCACUACUACCAUCAACCAACCGGCCGACGCAAGAGAACGAGAAUGUCUCACCAAACCGGCAUCCAAGCUACCGGGGAAGUGAAAGAAAUCUUUGCAAAGGCUCGGAAUGGAGAAUAUCGGCUCAUCAAAGUAGUGAUUGAAAAUGAGAAGUUAGUUCUUGGCGGAAGUAAACGGGCUGCCAAGAAAUGGGACCAGGAAUGGGACAGUUAUGUUCUUUCACUCGUGGAGGACGACAUGCCCUCGUACCUUCUCUACAGGUUGGAUUCCACCAACAACCAGGGUUACGAGUGGAUCUUUCUGGCCUGGUCUCCGGAUCACUCUCCAGUCCGACAAAAGAUGUUGUAUGCUGCUACGAGGGCCACGCUGAAAAAAGAGUUUGGUGGUGGCCACAUUAAAGAGGAGAUUUUUGGCACAGUGAAGGAUGAUAUCUCUCUAAACGGCUACAGGAAGUACCUCACCUCGCAGGCGGCGCCUCUGCCUUUGACUGCAGCAGAGGAGGAACUGAGGCAAAUCAAACUCAAUGAGUUGCAGACAGACGUCCAUGUUGACACAAAGCAGCAGACUCUUCAGGGAGUGGCGUUCCCUAUGCAGAGAGAAGCUAUUCAGGCUCUGGAGCAGUUCAGGGAGAAAAGGAUUAACUACGUUCAACUGGAAAUAGAUUUUCCUAAAGAAUCCAUCAAGUUGUUCAGCACGGCUCCUACGGAUCUGAAAGAUCUACCUAAAAGGAUCCCAAAUGAUGCGGCUAGAUAUCAUUUUUUCCUUUACAAACACUCUCAUGAAGGAGACUACCUCGAGUCCACAGUGUUCAUUUACUCUAUGCCUGGUUAUAAAUGCAGCAUCAAAGAGAGAAUGCUGUAUUCAAGCUGCAAGAAUCCUCUUAUAGACACAGUGGAGAAAAACUUGGGCAUUGAAAUUGCAAAAAAGCUGGAAAUUGAAAACGGUGAUGAACUAACCAGUGAUUUCCUGUACGAAGAGGUCCAUCCCAAGCAGCAUGCGCACAAGCAAGCUUUUGCCAAACCCAAGGGGCCAACCGGGAAGAGGGGGGUCCGUCGAAUCACACGGCCGCCGGGGGACGGUGGCGAUGACGAUUAAACCUCUUCCUAUUCCGAGAUUGACAGUGGCACAUUCCACUUAGUCUAAUGAAUCCCCGUCCUGAAGCAAAUUUCAAUUUUCCGUUGACUCAUCUAGACCACAGCCCUAUAGACUGAUCUAUGCACAAAGUAAAACACUAAGCCUGUGAAAUUACAUUUUGUAGCUUGCAAUAUGAUACGCUAUGUCGAAGAACACAGAUUGAGGUAGACGAGAAUGUAUUUUACGAAGCUUCACUUGCAUUCAAGGAUGCCGUCUGUGAUGUUCCUGGUAAUAGUUUUAACACUAUUAUGCUGUUUACUUGCAUAUUAGCCAAGAUUAUGAUGUAGAGUGCAAUACUGUUGAAAUAGAUACUCCAUUUAGUGCUUGUUUUCCAGGAAUAGAUAUUGAUUUACUAGGAAAAUCCCUUUUUGAAGAAAAUUU
Molecule: messenger RNA, 1541 nt
Organism: Rhinichthys klamathensis goyatoka
Lineage: Eukaryota; Metazoa; Chordata; Actinopteri; Cypriniformes; Leuciscidae
Gene: twf1b
Product: twinfilin actin-binding protein 1b
Exons: 9
Coding region: 72-1121 (349 amino acids)
Biological process (GO): positive regulation of neuron projection development; regulation of lamellipodium assembly; actin filament depolymerization
Cellular component (GO): myofibril; cytoplasm; actin filament
Molecular function (GO): actin monomer binding; actin filament binding
Source: RefSeq, a predicted model, not a curated record